Labrus bergylta (ballan wrasse) is the source of this 6898-nucleotide messenger RNA. It is a transcript of the gene sec31a, whose product is annotated as SEC31 homolog A, COPII coat complex component. The record is from RefSeq and is a predicted model, not a curated record. Lineage: Eukaryota; Metazoa; Chordata; Actinopteri; Labriformes; Labridae. Gene Ontology annotation, biological process: intracellular protein transport; COPII-coated vesicle cargo loading; endoplasmic reticulum to Golgi vesicle-mediated transport. Gene Ontology annotation, molecular function: protein binding; structural molecule activity. Gene Ontology annotation, cellular component: endoplasmic reticulum exit site; COPII vesicle coat.
GCUUAGCGCUGAGUGCCACGUUGAUGGAGACCAGUGGGGACGUGGAGGAUCUGUCUUGAGUCUGCAGCAGCCGGGACCCGGUGUAGCCUCCUCUUCUGGGUUGUUGUUUUUUUUUUACAGCGUCAAGCAGAAGCGAAAGAGGAACUUAAAACGGGAGGAGGCUGUUUGUGUUUGUCAUCUUUUUGUUUAUGUGUGCGUUAAUGUAAGAAGCAGAAACGAAGGAUGAAGCUCAAAGAGAUCAACCGCACAGCCAUCCAGAGCUGGAGUCCUGCACAGCACCACCCCAUCUACCUUGCAACAGGAACAUCAGCCCAGCAGCUGGAUGCCUCCUUCAGCACCAAUGCCUCCUUGGAGUUUUUCGAUCUCGACCUGACUGACCCGAGUCUGGGCAUGAAGUCGUGCGGCAGCCUCGCCUCCUCUCACAGAUACCACAAACUGGUCUGGGGUCCGUACGGGAUGGAUUCUGAAGCCCACCCAUCGGGGGUCCUUAUCGCAGGGGGAGAGAACGGCAGCGUGAUCCUGUACGACCCCGCCAAGAUCAUGGCUGGAGCGAGCGACGUGAUCAUCGCUGAGAGCGAUCUGCACACGGGGCCGGUGAGAGGGCUCGACGUAAACCCCUUCCAAACUAACCUGGUUGCUUCAGGAGGGAAUGAUUCUGAAAUCUACAUCUGGGACAUGAAUAACUUCGGCUCUCCAAUGACACCAGGACCAAAAUCUCAGCCCGUGGAGGACAUCAGCUUCGUGUCGUGGAACAAACAGGUCCAGCACAUCCUCGCCUCUGCCAGCCCGAGCGGCCGAGCCCUGGUGUGGGACCUCCGCAAGAACGACCUCAUCAUCAAAGUCAGCGACCACAGCAACAGAAUGCAUUGCUCUGGACUCGCCUGGAACCCUGAAGUCGCCACUCAGCUGGUGUUGGCCUCAGAGGACGAUCGGAUGCCGGUCAUCCAGAUGUGGGAUUUACGUUUCGCUACCUCUCCUCUCAAGAUUUUAGAGAACCACACACGGGGCGUUCUUGCCAUCGCCUGGAGCUUGGCUGAUCCCGAGCUGCUCCUGAGCUGCGGGAAGGACAGCAGGAUCCUCUGCUGGAAUCCAAACACAGGAGAGGUCGUGUACGAGCUGCCCACCAGCAGUCAGUGGUGCUUCGACAUCCAGUGGUGUCCCCGGAACCCGGCGGUGCUGUCGGCUGCUGGAUUUGACGGACACAUCGACAUCUACUCCAUCAUGGGCGGCAGCAACCAGGCGCAGAGCCAGAGAGACGCUGACAAGAUUAGUACCUCCUUUGGGAACAUGGAUCCUUUCGGGACAGGUCAGACUCUGCCCCCGCUGCAGCUGCCCCAAACUUCUGCCCCUCCAGCGACAGUCACUCCCCUGAAGAAGCCCCCAAAGUGGAUCCGCAGACCCGUCGGAGCCUCGUUUGCUUUUGGUGGGAAGCUGGUUUCUUUGGAGAACGCAAAGCCCAACCCCCAGCAGCCUCAGCAGCCCACCGCACGGGUCGUACACGUCAGCCAAGUCGUUACAGAGACCGACUUCUUGAAGCGCUCCGAUCAGCUGCAGGCCACGCUGAGUGCAGGCAGCUUCGUGGACUUCUGCCAGGGGAAGAUCGACGCGGCUGAGAACGAGUUUGAGAGGACUGUUUGGUCAUUCCUCAAGGUUAAUUUUGAGAGCGAUAUCCGCAGCAAGUACCUGGAACUUCUGGGCUAUAACAAGGAGGAGCUCGCUGCGAAGAUUUCUGCAGCAUUAGAAGAAAAGCCUGCCGACCCGCCACAGCUUAUAGCAGAGGAAAUAUUCACCGAGCCUCCACAGCUUUUAGCAGCACCCGAGGAGUUACCUGCUGAUCCUCCACAGGUGGAGGUCCCAGCUCCUGCAAACCUGCAGCCUUUACCAAACCUCUUUGUGCCUCUUGUCGACAAUCCUGAAGCAGCGUUUGACUUGAUCGCUGCUGCAAACCUCCAGCCUGCAGCAGCGAACCUCCAGCCUGUAGCAGCACUGGAACUACACUCCACUCCUGACCCAGAACCUGAAGAGGUUUUAGAACCUGAAGAGCCAGCAGCAGCAGCUCCAGAGGACGCUCCCAUCAUUGAACCAGAAGAAAUUGUUGACCAAGUUCUUCCAGAGGGGGAAGCAGAGGAGGAAGAUAUCCCCCUAGAGGAGGAGGAGGAAGCUCCAGUGGAGGAGGAGCCCAGUCCUGCAGACACCUCAGCUCCAGUCGAGGAACCCGCCGAGGUUUCAGCUCCAGUCGAGGAACCUGUUGAGGUUCCAGCUCCAGUCGAGGAACCCGCCGAGGUUCCAGCUCCAUUAGAGGAACUUGCUCAAGCGCCAGCUCCAGUUCUCAUUGAGGAACCCGUUGAGAUCCCAGUUCCAGUUUUAGCUCCGUCUCCUGUUCCCGCUCCAGCUCCUGCUCCUACUCCAGCCCACGAAGGAGGAGUCAAUCUCAGCAUCAGUCAAGAUGUGGACGGUCUGAUCACACAGGCCUUGCUCACCGGAGACUUUGAGGGAGCUGUGGAGCUCUGUCUCCAUGACAACCGCAUGGCAGACAGCAUCAUCCUGGCCAUCGCCGGAGGGCCAGAGCUCCUGGAGAAAACCCAGAAGAAAUAUUUUACCAACACACACAGCAAGAUCACUAAGCUGAUCAGCGCGGUGGUGAUGAAGGACUGGCACGACAUCCUGCAGACGUGUGACCUGCACAACUGGAAGGAGGCUCUGGCUGCUGUCAUGACCUACGCUAAGCCCGAGGAGUUCUCGUCCCUCUGCGACCUUCUGGGGGGCAGACUGGAGGCAGCACAGGACAUUCACCUACAAGUCCAGGCCUGUCUGUGUUUCAUCUGUGCUGGAAACGUGGAGAAACUAGUGUCCUGUUGGACCAGAGCUCAGGAUGGACACUGUCCCCUCUCUCUGCAGGCCCUGGUGGAGAAGGUGGUGGUGCUGCGGCGUGCAGUCGAGCUGACGCAGCAAUCCGGCGCCGCCGCUAUCGGCAUCCUGAUGGCCGAGAAGAUGAGCCACUAUGCCAGCCUGCUCGCCUCUCAGGGCAGUCUGUCCACCGCCAUCACCUACCUGCCUGACAACACCAACCAGCUCGCCGUUCAGCAGCUCCGUGACCGUCUCAGUCGAGCUCUGGGACAGACGGCAGCACCCGCGGCUCCGGCACAGACCCAGAGAGUUCAGCCUCAGCGGCCUGCCAUGACUCAGGUCCAACGCGGCCUGCCUCAGCACCCGUGCUUCCCCGUGCAGCCCCCCAUGGUGCCUCAGCCCUCUGCAGCAGCUCCAGUACCCGCACCUACACCUGCAGCGUCCGCCCCCCCGCAGCAGCAGCAGUAUUACCAGCCGGUGAGGGCUGCCUCCACUGUCACCUCGUGGAGUAACCAAACUCCCACAGCCCUCCCCAAUGUCCCUCCUCCUCCUCUUCAAGCAGAGCAGAAGGCGGAGCCUUCAAACCCGUACGGGAUGCCUCCCUCCGCCUCUGCUGCAGCGCCUCCACCCUCCUCCGCUCCUGCAUACAUGCUCUCCCAUCAGUAUCAGCGCUACCCUCAGGUCAGCCAGUACCCCCCUGGAACUGGGGGGGCUCCUAUCUAUCACCCUCUCCAGUACUCCUCCUCCUCCUCCUCCUCCUCUGCCGCUCAUCCUCCUGCAGAGCCUCCUGGCUUCCUCUCUCAGUACACUCAACAGCCCGUCCCCUCUCAGUCCGCUCCUCUGGUCUAUCCGGGUCAACCUUACAGCAGCCAGUGCCUCUCCUCCUCUCCUCCUUCACAUCCUCCUUUCUAUCCAAACGCUGCUGCAUCCUCCUCCUCUUCUUCUUCCUCCUACUAUUCUGCUCCUGCAUCGUGCGGAGCGUCUUUCCAGCAUGGCGGGCCGGGAUCUCCUGCGUCGUACAUGCCUCCUCCUCCACCGUGCGGAGUCUCAGGACCUCAGAACGGCUGGAACGACCCCCCGGCUCUGAGCAGAGCAUCAAAGAAGAAGCAGGUACCACAGAACUUCUGCCCUCCUGCCCCCAUCACUGCUCCUAUCAUGACCCCUCUGGGUGCGGACCCUCAGGCCCAGUCGGUCCCCUCUGGCCCUCCUCAGGCCAUGAUACAGGGUGGGCAGCAGGGUGCCCAGGUCCCUUACUCAGGCAUGCAGCAGCAGCAGCAGCAGCUCUCACCUCCACCCAUGAACCCUGCCAUGCCCAAGACCAGUAUGGAGGGAGCACCUGGAGCACCGACUGGAGAUUUCAUACAGCCUCUGCAGUCGAUCCCCGCAGAGAAGAUCCUGAAGAAGCCGAUCCCCGACGAGCACCUGGUCCUGAAGACCACGUUCGAGGGUCUCAUUCAGAAGUGCUUGGCUGUAGCUACAGAUCCCCAAACUAAGAGGAAGCUCGACGACGCCACCAAGCGGCUUGAAGCGCUCUAUGACAAACUCCGAGAGCAGACGCUCUCUCCCGCCAUCGUAGGAGGACUUCACAACAUCGCCAGGAGCGUCGAGUCUCGAUCCUACACCGAGGGCCUCAACAUCCACACGCACAUCGUCAGCAGCAGCAACUUCAGCGAGACGUCAGCGUUCAUGCCCGUCCUCAAGGUGGUGCUGACACAAGCCAACAAACUCGGGGUCUGAAAAAAAAAAAAGAAAAAACUCCUCUGAGCCUUCGACCUGUUGGACCGGUCGGGGGGGGGGGUCGAGCUCGUUUCACAGGGAACUCGAUUUGAUCGGGAGGAAUUCUGACGAGUGUGGAAAUCUUGUUUAGGGUUCCUCUUUGUGCCAUUCAUGUUUUCAGACGUAACAAAAGCCAUGCUGUCAGCGGCACUCAGUGGUGAAAGUAAAUUCUGAGCCCGAAAACGGUUAAAGGGCUGCAGACGGUUUAAUUCAACUACCACCUUCAUACUAAUGCUAAGGCUAAUAACACAAGUGAUUUUAACAUGUUGGCAAACAGAUUCAUGAGUGAGCAUCUAAUGAAAUUAUAAAGCAGCAUAAAGUCCAAACAGGCAAGCCACACAGACAAAAGGGCAUUUUAUAAAUGAACAUGUAGAAACUUCAUUUACCGAGCAGUGUUCAGUGUUAAUCAGGAAUGGAAACAAAGAUAGGGAAAGUUAAAAAUGAGGUCUGGGGCAUUUCUGUCAGCUUGUAUCUAGACGAUGAAAUUAAACGUCACCACUUAACAAAACAUAGAGGUCACCUCAGUGGAUUCGGCAUCAAUAGCAGCAUGCUUUCUGUCUCCAAAGUGUGAAAUCACGCAAACUAACAAUCAUCUCGAAUAUACUCGCUUAUCAUCUUUAUAAUCGUUCAGUACUGUUGCACUACAACGAUGCUUCAUUACCUUUUCAUCCUUUAUAAAUACAAAGAACUUUCUCUUGAGAGAAUAAAAUCAUGCUUUCUGUUUACAUGUAAAUGCGUCACCGCCUGCAUGCACUUUGCUACGGACCUUAAAAUGGAGCUGCAGAGUAGAGUGGGAAGACGACCUUUUUUUUUUUUUUUUAGUAGUUGGACUGAAAACUUGAACAACCUCUAAUUAUCAUUUAAAGUAGAAUUGACUUUUGAUGUCCUAAUUAUUUUUAAAUAUACAAAAUGUGAUCUUUUUUUUAUUAAAACCCGUUUUUAAAGCACAUUUAUGGUGAAUCAUAACAGAUCAAUCAAAGUCAUUUUUAAGAGAAACUUUCUGGAAGCAUCUUCAAACAGAAACAGAAUUUGAAAAGAUGAAUUCAGUAUUUCAUGAUAGGAAUUUGAGUCUUAAAAAAAUGAGUUAGUAUUUUGAUCUAAACGAGGAAAUAUCUUCAAAUUAAAGGCACAAAUUUCAAAAUAAUGAAAUCAUGUAGAAAUAUUUCAGAAUAAUAAGUCAGUAAUUUAAUGUCAUGUUAUGAGCAGAAUUGGGAGUUGGAUUUUCAAAAUAAUGAGCCAAUGUCUCUUUGAAAAAUGAAUUGGUAACUGGGGCGCCAGAUAGCCUAGCGGUUUUGUCGUGCGUCACAUGUGCAGAGGAUAUCGUCCCCGUCGCAGCGACCUCGGCACCUUUGCUGCACGUCGUCCCCCUCUCUUCUCCUCCAAACAUUUCCUGUCUCUCUUCGGCUGUCCUGUCUAAUAAAAGACAGAAAAAUAACUUUUUGAAUUGGUACUUAAAAAUAAAGACUUAACGUCUCAAUACAACAAGUUUGUAUUUCUACAUUUGUUUGUGUUUAAAUAUAAAAAACUGAAAAUACAGACGCACCUACACUGAACUCCUUAAACAGAACAAAAUAAAACAAAUGAAAUAACGAGUUAGUUUUUUAGAACUUAAGAUUGUUUGUUGACAUAAUAAGUUAAAAAUCUCAGAACAAAGAUUCAGUUAAAGAACGAAUAACCGAUUCAACAUGUUCCUUUCCUCUGGAUUCUUGGUACGCAGUGGAAGAGGUACUUCUGACUUAUUUCUUAUGAUUAUUUUUAGAUUCAUUUUCUCUCAAAGUUUCUCAUAAUGUCAAACUGCAUCGUCAUUCAACUACUACUGUCUGAUUUCUCCGGCUUACUUUCACCACUGCUGUCGCUGCAAACUACACAUUGGACCAAGCUAAAUGUCAGCGCGUGUGGGAUUUGUAGUCCCAUACGAGGAGGAUGUUUAAUGUUUUAUUUCAUUUUUUUUUAACAUGUUUCAGUGUAACCAUGCAGCUCAGCAGAGUGGACUUUUUUAAAAACAAGAUGCUGUUGCUUUUAGGACAUUUGUAGAGUACGCAUGCUCAAACAAACGCUACAGUCUUCUUUGAUGGCAUUGGAGGUAAUUACCUGCUAAUUAAUCCCACCUCAGAGGGAAACUGGAAGGAGACUCCUGCUUGAUUUUCAUUCCAACUACGAUGAGGGCUGCAGUCUGAGUGGUCAACCACACUUUAUGUUGUUAAUAAAGGAAAACAAGUCUUUGUUUUAAGAUUGACAACAUGCAAUAUUUUCAAUAAAUAGUAUUUAUUUACAA